AUGAGUGCAGAUACAUACUCGCCACCGCAUGCCACACUCAACACAGGAGCCAAAGUGUCCAUGGUGGCACUCGGUUGCUUUAAUGACAAGGAUCCAAAUGGCAUCGUGCCUGGAAUUGAAGCGGCCACCAAGGUUGGCUACACACACUUUGACACGGCCACGUUCUACCAGAAUGAAAACGCAGUUGGAGCAACUCUCCGCGCAAGCAGAAUUCCUCGCGAGUCAUUGUUUGUGACGACAAAGCUGUCGAACUUUGAUCACCACCGUGUCGAGGAGGCAUUUGAUAAGUCCCUGAACGAACUGGGCUUGGACUAUAUCGACAUGUAUCUGAUGCACUGGCCUCAAGCUAACAAGGAUGGUGACUUUUUUGCGACGGAUGAUACGAUCAGCUUUGUCGACACGUGGAGACAAAUGGAAAAGUUGCUCGACUCCCGCGCAGGCAAAGUCAAAGCUAUCGGUGUUAGCAACUUCAGCUUGAAAAACUUGACCGAGCUGUUGAAGUAUGCCAGGAUUGUGCCUGCUAUGAACCAGAUCGAAACACACCCGUACAACCAAGAUCGAGAACUAGUACAGUUCUGCCAGGACAAAGGCAUUGUCGUGUCGGCAUACUCGCCCCUUGGUUUUGCGAACUCGCCCAUGCUUCAAGACCAAGAUAUUGUCUCUGUUGCUGAAGAACUGGGACAUGGGAUCACACCUGCUAAUGUCUUGUUAAGCUGGAAUGUCCAACGCGGCGUCGUUGUCUUGCCGAAGAGUUCGCAUGCCGAGCGUGUGAAAGAGAAUUUCCGUCUCGUGCGCCUCAACGCUGCGCAAGUGCAAAAAAUUGACAAUAUUUCCAAUGAUCCUAAGCGUCGACAUCAGCGUCUCUGCACACUCUACGACUCCAAGACCAACACAUGCUUGGGCUGGACGUAUGAGCAGCUUGGCUGGGAAAUCCCGCCUGUUAAGCCUGCACUUUCGUAA
Messenger RNA from Malassezia globosa CBS 7966, 960 nucleotides. RefSeq lists its product as uncharacterized. The transcript has a single exon. Gene Ontology annotation, molecular function: aldose reductase (NADPH) activity. Gene Ontology annotation, cellular component: cytosol. Bases 1 to 960 code for a protein of 319 amino acids. The record is from RefSeq and is a predicted model, not a curated record. Lineage: Eukaryota; Fungi; Basidiomycota; Malasseziomycetes; Malasseziales; Malasseziaceae.